Molecule: messenger RNA, 1856 nt
Organism: Antechinus flavipes (yellow-footed antechinus)
Lineage: Eukaryota; Metazoa; Chordata; Mammalia; Dasyuromorphia; Dasyuridae
Gene: CHRNA3
Product: cholinergic receptor nicotinic alpha 3 subunit
Exons: 6
Coding region: 189-1685 (498 amino acids)
Biological process (GO): monoatomic ion transmembrane transport; chemical synaptic transmission; signal transduction
Cellular component (GO): postsynaptic membrane; neuron projection; synapse
Molecular function (GO): transmembrane signaling receptor activity; acetylcholine-gated monoatomic cation-selective channel activity
Source: RefSeq, a predicted model, not a curated record
CCCUUCCGGCCCCGCACGCGGGGGCUUCGUGGGUUGCGGGGCCUCCGGAGACCGGGCCGGGGAGGGCCAGGCUGGGGCGGGGCUGGGCGGGGCGCGCAGGGCUGCAGGCUGGGGGAGGGCUGUGGGAGCUGAGCGCUGCCGGGGACUACAGCAGGUGCAGCCGAGCUGACGGACGGACGGACGGGGUCAUGGACACGGGCGGCGCGAGACUCGGCUGCCUCCUGGCCGGCCUGGCCUUCCUGCUCACAGGGGCUGGAGGCUCUGAGGCAGAGCAUCGCCUGUUCAAUCGGCUGUUUCAGGGCUAUAAUGAAAUCAUCCGGCCGGUAGCCAAUGUGUCUGACCCGGUCAUUAUCCAAUUUGAGGUGUCCAUGUCCCAACUGGUAAAAGUGGAUGAAGUUAACCAGAUUAUGGAAACCAACCUCUGGCUGAAACACAUCUGGAAUGACUACAAGCUGAAGUGGAAUCCAGCAGACUACGAUGGGGCUCAGUUCAUGCGUGUGCCCUCCCAGAAAAUAUGGAAGCCUGACAUCGUGCUAUACAAUAAUGCAGUUGGGGAUUUCCAAGUUGAUGACAAGACCAAGGCCCUGUUGAAAUACACAGGAGAAGUGACUUGGAUCCCUCCCGCCAUCUUUAAGAGUUCUUGCAAAAUUGACGUAACUUACUUCCCAUUUGACUACCAAAAUUGCACCAUGAAGUUUGGUUCCUGGUCCUAUGAUAAAGCUAAAAUCGACCUGGUCUUGAUUGGCUCCUCGAUGAACCUCAAAGACUAUUGGGAAAGUGGUGAAUGGGCCAUUAUCAAUGCCCCUGGGUACAAACAUGACAUCAAGUACAACUGUUGUGAAGAGAUAUAUACUGACAUCACUUACUCUCUUUACAUCAGGCGCCUGCCUCUGUUCUAUACCAUCAACAUGAUCAUUCCCUGCCUCCUGAUUUCUUUUCUGACAGUGCUGGUGUUCUACCUGCCUUCCGACUGUGGGGAGAAAGUGACCCUCUGCAUCUCGGUCCUUUUGUCCCUGACCGUGUUCCUCUUGGUGAUCACUGAAACCAUCCCUUCCACAUCUCUGGUCAUUCCCCUGAUUGGGGAAUACCUCCUGUUCACCAUGAUUUUUGUCACCCUCUCUAUUGUCAUUACUGUCUUUGUUCUCAAUGUACACUACCGUACCCCUAAGACCCAUACAAUGCCCCAAUGGGUGAAGACCAUAUUCCUGAACUGGCUGCCCAAAAUCAUGUUCAUGGCCAGACCUGCCAGCAGCGAGGAGGCUUCUCAGAGGUGCAGGCCAUUCUCUAGCGCUGAGCUCUCCAACCUCAACUGCUUCAGGGGUUCAGAAGCAAAAUGCUGCAAGGGGGGCUCGACUUGUCAGGAUGGGGCAUGUGGAGUCUGCCGCCACCAGAGGAUCAAGCUCUCCAACCUGAGCUCCAACCUUCCAAGGAGCUCCAGCUCAGAAUCCGUGGAUGCCAUGCUUUCCUUCUCAGUUCUGUCUCCAGAAAUGAAAGAUGCGAUUGAAAGCGUCAAAUACAUUGCUGAAAAUAUGAAAGCACAGAACGAGGCCAAAGAGAUUCAAGAUGACUGGAAAUAUGUUGCCAUGGUCAUUGACCGCAUCUUCCUGUGGAUUUUCAUUCUGGUUUGUAUUUUGGGAACAGCAGGGUUGUUUUUGCAACCUCUGAUGACUGGAGAUGAUGUAUAGCCACAGGAUCACAUCAGUCAGGAAGGCCUUUGUGACUCUCCCUGCCAAAGCUUGACCUGCUGCUGUUCCAUUGUCCAAGAGCUCACUUUAAGGGAAUAGACGUCUCUCUAAUGCUACUGUCAUCCACAUACCUCCUUUGUUUUUGGCUAGUAAACUUUCCUUUUUAACUUA